This is a messenger RNA of Perognathus longimembris pacificus (Pacific pocket mouse), 2288 nucleotides long. RefSeq names its product ring finger protein 121 (gene Rnf121). Gene Ontology annotation, cellular component: endoplasmic reticulum membrane; Golgi membrane. NCBI's taxonomy places the organism in Eukaryota, Metazoa, Chordata, Mammalia, Rodentia, Heteromyidae. The record is from RefSeq and is a predicted model, not a curated record. Gene Ontology annotation, molecular function: metal ion binding; ubiquitin protein ligase activity. The coding region runs from base 43 to 1026 and encodes 327 amino acids. The transcript is spliced from 9 exons.
GGCUAGCACGGGGGACGGGGGAAGGGGGGGCCAGCGUGGAAGAUGGCGGCAGUGGUGGAGGUGGAGGUUGGAGGAGGUGCUGCUGCGGAACGGGAGCUGGAUGAGGUUGAUAUGUCAGACCUUUCCCCAGAGGAGCAAUGGAGGGUCGAGCAUGCACGCAUGCAUGCCAAGCAUCGAGGCCACGAAGCCAUGCACGCUGAAAUGGUUCUCAUCCUCAUCGCUACUUUGGUGGUGGCUCAGCUGCUCCUGGUACAGUGGAAGCAGAGGCAUCCACGCUCCUAUAACAUGGUGACCCUCUUUCAGAUGUGGGUUGUUCCCCUCUAUUUCACAGUGAAGCUACACUGGUGGAGGUUUCUAGUUAUUUGGAUCUUCUUCUCUGCCGUCACAGCCUUUGUUACCUUCCGAGCCACACGAAAACCUCUAGUACAAACAACUCCAAGGUUGGUUUAUAAAUGGUUCCUGUUGAUCUAUAAAAUCAGCUAUGCCACUGGCAUUGUUGGCUACAUGGCUGUCAUGUUUACCCUCUUUGGACUUAACUUAUUAUUCAAGAUUAAACCAGAAGAUGCUAUGGAUUUUGGCAUUUCUCUCCUGUUCUAUGGCCUCUACUAUGGAGUUCUUGAGCGGGACUUUGCAGAAAUGUGUGCAGACUACAUGGCAUCUACCAUAGGGUUCUACAGUGAGUCAGGCAUGCCUACCAAGCACCUUUCAGACAGCGUGUGUGCCGUGUGUGGACAGCAGAUCUUCGUGGACGUCAGUGAAGAGGGCAUCAUUGAGAACACGUACAGACUGUCCUGCAAUCAUGUAUUCCAUGAGUUUUGUAUCCGUGGCUGGUGCAUCGUGGGAAAGAAGCAGACAUGCCCCUAUUGCAAAGAGAAGGUAGACCUGAAGAGGAUGUUCAGCAAUCCCUGGGAGAGGCCUCACGUCAUGUAUGGACAGCUGUUAGACUGGCUUCGCUACCUGGUGGCCUGGCAGCCUGUCAUCAUUGGCCUGGUGCAAGGCAUCAACUACAUCCUGGGGCUGGAGUAGUCAGGGAGCGCACCCAUGGAGAAGCCACCCCACCUGCCCUGGACCUCAGGGCGCUCUCCUCGCUGCCCACGAAGACCUCCCGCGUGGGAAAGACUCACAGGGGUGCUCGGGUCACUCAGGACCUCUCUGGCUGUGUCCCGGCUGGGGAGGGAUACGAUGGAGAACCAGCCGAUGGGGCUGUCAACAGUGGUGGGGGAGGGGCUUUUUAAAAGAAAACUAUUUUGAUGAAUAUAUUUAAAAACCUUUUUUAUUGUGGAGCAGAGGAGUUACCCCCUCCAGGCCUCCCCGAGCCCGAGAGGGGCUGGGGCAGAGCCAUGAUGUUUUCGGUUUAAAGAAGCCUCUCACCUCCGGCUGAGAGCACUGUUGGUUCUCAGUAGCUGAGAACCUUCGCCUGCGUGUUCCCCUCUUUCCUCCCCUUCCCUUCGCUUUCCUUUCCUCCCUGUUCCUUCCCUCUGUGGGGUUCGAGUGUGGUGCGCUCGGUGUGGAAGAGUGGAAAAGCUCAGGCUGGUGCCAUGGAUGAGCGCUAAGGGGACCUCCUUGCUGCCCGGUCCAGGAGUUAGGAUGGGUGUUGUUUGAUUCUGUCUCCCCGUCCGGGAGCUAAGCACAGAGUGGGGCACGCAGGACCUCAUCAGUCACGUUUCCAAGGGAAGCCCUGGGCCUCGAGAUUCAUUGGUGAAGCAUUUGGGGAUAACUGAAACAGCAGCACGGGUAGCCUGCCCCGGAGUGGGCCGUCUUCAGCGAGGAAUAGAAGCCAUCUGUAUUGAGUUGGGCUUUGGGGGCAACUCUUGGCAGCAGUGGUUGCAGGCCUCUUGCACAGGUUGAUUCGUCAGUGAGGGUAUGUGCCAAAGGCCAGUGUGCACGUCACUUCCUUCCUGAUAGCCCGAGUAAGGGGGGCGUGUAUGUGUGUGUGUGGAGUGGGACUAUGACUGUCAGUCACCACAGUGUCCCUGAAGCUACUGAGGGAUUCCCAGGGGAGGAAAUAGCCACACGGGAGCUCCAUUGUUCAUGAGCCCUGCCUGGGCAACGGCGACGUCGUGAGACUGGUGGGCGGGUGGGAAGGCAGAUGAGGCCGAGGUGAGCACGGGUUUCACAUAGGGGCUUCCAGGCAGAAGCCACUAGGAGUUUGGAAGUGGGGGGCACCAGCACCCAUCACUGCUGUGCUUCAAGGGAAGAUGGCCCAGGGUGUCUGCCCAUGCAGGGGCAGUAUCUUGUCACUUGUGUGAAUAAAGCUCCAUGAGCUGGGUUGGAAAGUCGAACAUCCA